This is a messenger RNA of Lactuca virosa, 1059 nucleotides long. Lineage: Eukaryota; Viridiplantae; Streptophyta; Magnoliopsida; Asterales; Asteraceae. The record is from the annotation of a GenBank genome assembly.
AUGUCACUUACAACCAUGUCACCACUACUCAAGGGAGACGCACAUAAAGUAGGAGAAGGCCUGUUCAUCAUCUUGUUUUCCAUUCCAUCACGCAUCCCUAAAGCCAAUACUAAAUCCGACAUCAAACUCACUAGUAACUGCAUGGCAAUCACAAGUGUGAGUUGUAAUAUUUCCAUACAAAAAAGAAUGAGUUUUACAGAUUAUGUGGGACUUCCAAACUGCCCGACACUUGAUUUCGGGCAGCCGGGCAGAGGAAGUUCAUGUAGCCGGAUUCCAAUGAGAGUAACAAUGAGAGACCGAAGCAAGAACAGGAAACCAUUGCAAAAAGAAAAACAACAAGAAGUUAUUGAUUCCAAGUUUAGUAGAUUACUCAAGUUUGAUAUGAUGGCUAUCCUCCGUGAACUCCUUCGCCAAGAAAAUCCCAUUCUUGCCCUUCUGGUUUUUGCAGAAAUCAAAAAGGAAUAUUGGUAUAAACCACAAGUGUCAUUAUAUGCAGAAAUAAUCUCGGUUUUGGCAAAGAAUAACUUGUAUGAUGACGUGGAUAUGAUUUUUCUUGAAUUAAAAACUGAAAAAGUUAGAUUAGAGGCCAAAACCGAGGGGUUUAAUUUGUUUUUGGAAACUUUGAUGAGUUACAACAUCACUAGACUUGCCAUGGAUUGUUUUGAGUUGAUGAAAGAGGUUGAUUGUGAGCCUGAUAGAUCAACAUUUAAGUUAUUAGUAAGUUAUUUAGAAUCCAAAGGAGAAAGGAGCCUUUCUGAAAGUAUUAGGCAAGAAGCUCAGAAAUAUUAUGGUGAUUCUAUCGAGUAUGUAGAUGAGCAAGAUGAGAUGGCAAUUACUUAAGGUGUUUGUUUCUUUUUUAUUUAAUAGGGAAAUACUUAAUUUGAUAAGAUAUAUCAUGUAUAUGAGUGUUUCUUGGUUAUUUAGUAUAGAAAUAACGACUUAAUAGAAAAGGGAAAGGGAAAUGUGGCUGGUGCGUUGAAUUUUCGAUGGGUUUAUGUUAUCCCUACAUAUAUAUGUAUUGCCAUUUGGACUUUUUAUAGAUUGACAUUUAUUAAAGAG